CAUCGCGCAGUGACACAAUGUACGCCCCUGGUGACAUCUCAACGUUCAAGGGGAGUGAACUCUCGGGCUAUAGAUGUUAGCAGUCGCCAUAUUUGUUGGAUAGUAUCCGUUAUGGACAGAACAGGAGUUCGUUAUGAAGUGCUGGAAAAUGAGCAGGUGCCUGCAGAACCAGUUGCCAUGGUAAUGAUUGAGCCAGCAGCUCCACCUCCAUAUGCCGCCAGCACAGAGGAUGGAAGCCAGACACAGCCUGAAACAGUGCAGUUCACUACUAAGCUACCAAACUAUGUGGAAGCCACUACUCUCCCAACGUAUGAGGAAGCAGAGCGCAGCAAACUUGAGGAAGCAACACACAGCAGCAGUCCUGAUCAGGAUGUUGUAAGAUUGUUCUUCAGUCAUAGAAAUCAGAGGACUACUCAGAAAUGCAACACAUUGGAGCCUGGCCAUGGCAGCGAUGUUUUUACAGACCUUACUAUUGGGACGGAUGGCAUGUUCAUUUGCACGUUUCUGAUUUCAUUCCUGUUUAACUGGCUCGGCUUUCUGCUGUCACUAUGCCUCUCAAAUACUGUAGCUGGUCGCUGCGGUGCUCUCUCUGGCCUUGGACUGUCCAUUGUCAAAUGGGUGGCUAUUGUCAAGCACAAGCAGUGGGCCAGUGACUUUGCAGAUGGUGACUCCUGGCUCUGGUGGCUCCUGUUCCUCUGUGGUUUUAUACUCUUCAUCCGUGGCUCUGUGCAGUAUGUGCGUGUAAAAUAUGAGUGGAGUCAACUGACCAACCGUCUGCGUCAUUAUCGCCUCAUCUAAUUUGAUCAAAGUCUUCUUUACAACAAUGAAGAAUAAUUUCUUUUGCCCACAAAUAUUUUAGGUUGUCCAAAAACUUGGUUUCUUGGUAAAAGGAUACUUUUAUGUAAAGUUUUGUAGGUUUUGCCAAGAACUAGAAUCUUACCAUAACAGUGUACGGCUGUGAGUUAAUUUGAUGUCUUGAUGUUCUUCUGCACUAUUGCUGUGAAAAGCCAUUAUGUUAAAAUUGGCUUUUAACCUUAGUGAUCUUUCACGAAUUCUAUUUCCCUUCUGUUCAUACUAUAAAUAGGGAACUUUUGAUAAAUGACUUUAAGCUUUGAUAAAAAGAGUAAGAAAUUGAUGUACUAGGAAGAGGAUUGCAUUUUUUUGAUCCCUCCAGCAAACUUGAAUAUUUGUCAUUGAAUUAGUUAUUUAAGAAUAAUUGACUAAUAACAGCUAAGUCUUUCAGUAAUAUUCAGACUUGGUAAAAAGUGUUAAUUUUUUUUUAGUUUGUUUUCGUUUUGUUAUGUCUUGUGUCUAAUAACUGGAGAAACAAAUUAUAUGCUCAAUCAUAUACUCAUAUUUAACUUUACCCCAAGGGGAAGAGUUGCACACCUUCAAAAUGAUGUGCAGAUUUGUUUUGAAAAAGAAAUUUAAUUUGGAUCACGCCCAACAGCAGAGCUGUGAUUGAGCUGUUAAUAAGAAAAAAGGCAAAAUCAGACUACCAAGGAGUAAAGAAUUUCUGUUGGUGGUAAGAAAAUCAGACAUUCAGGAUUAUUCCAUUAUCCUCUUUCACUAGAUAUGUAGAGAGAUACAAGGAAAUAUGAUUAGAGUAGCCAAACAGGGUCAUAAGUUUGCAUCUAAUGGUUUUACAUGUCCCGAAUUAAAAAAAUUUUUUAGUAGAGGUUAGAGCUUCAGUUACAGUGUUACUACCAUGCUUUUACACCAUGUGUGAUCUUAAGGUUGACAUAGGUCAGUGGGUGUCAUCCGUGAUGUGAUAGUAAGUUGUACAUACCACUGUUUUCAUUUUUCAGUGUCAGCUUUUCUGGAACCUUGGGUGUACAAAUUUUGGGUCUGAAAUGGGAUUAUAACUGCAGGAAUUGGCUGGCUAUUGUUAUUGCUGUGAAAAUAUUUGACAGUAGGGUAGUAACGACCUUUGGUUGGUAUAUAUGGAGACUUCCUUUUUUUUUUUUUUUUUUUGGUAGCUUUUCUGUUAGUUUGAUUUUAAUUGAAAACACUAUGCUUUGAAGCUUAAUGUGAAGGAAAAGAUAAAAGCAUUGCAACAUUUUCCACAACUCUGAACGAAUAAUUCAUUUUAAAAACAAAUACUGCACUAACGCAACUUCCUAAAAUUUUGUGUUGAAUUUUCUGAGAAUGUUAUGUACUGUACAGCUAUUUGAAAAGUCAAGCAUUUGAGGUCAUAUAACAUGACAGCUUCUACUAUCUUUGUGCACAAAUGUCUGCUUCCUCUAUGUGCUGCAAUGUUGUUUCUUCCUAUUAUUAAAUGACCAUGUUACUAAUAUUUACGAAGUAACCAGUGUUAAGGUCCGUUUAACUGUUAUACCUUUAGUUCCCACAUGAGAAAGAAGGGAGUCAGCUACUGCUGUACAGAGGACAGAUGGUUAUAAUCUUGCUGCAUGUAAUGAUUUUAUUUCAUCUUUUUAUCCCUUCCCUUUCCUCUCCUCAAAAAGAAAAGUUCUGCAACUGGAAGAUGCAAGAAUAGUCAUUAUUAUAUGCAAGAACAUUGUGCACCCAAUCCUGCUUUAUGUAUAAAUAAAGGAUUCUUUCUCCUUUC
Molecule: messenger RNA, 2569 nt
Organism: Pomacea canaliculata
Lineage: Eukaryota; Metazoa; Mollusca; Gastropoda; Architaenioglossa; Ampullariidae
Product: NEDD4 family-interacting protein 1-like
Exons: 7
Coding region: 112-798 (228 amino acids)
Biological process (GO): ubiquitin-dependent protein catabolic process; vacuolar transport; metal ion transport
Cellular component (GO): perinuclear region of cytoplasm; endoplasmic reticulum; Golgi apparatus
Molecular function (GO): WW domain binding
Source: RefSeq, a predicted model, not a curated record